Molecule: messenger RNA, 3631 nt
Organism: Terrapene triunguis (Three-toed box turtle)
Lineage: Eukaryota; Metazoa; Chordata; Testudines; Emydidae
Gene: NEK8
Product: NIMA related kinase 8
Exons: 15
Coding region: 258-2237 (659 amino acids)
Biological process (GO): protein phosphorylation
Molecular function (GO): protein kinase activity; ATP binding
Source: RefSeq, a predicted model, not a curated record
GUCCAAAGGAACUGGGGAUGCGUAACUGGAGCAGGGCUCACAGUUAGUGUCUUCAUAAUACUCUGCAUCGCUAACUCAGUGCACUGCCUUCGGAGAGGUGGGGAAUCACUAUUAUUCCCAUUUUACUGCUGAGGAAACUGAGACCAGGUGUGAGUUGCCUAGGCGCACGCAGGAGGACAGUGUCAAGAAUAGUGCACUUGUGUCUGCGCAAGGCUGACCAGAAGCUAGUGAUCAUUAAACAGAUCCCUGUGGAGCAGAUGACGAAGGACGAGCGGCUGGCGGCACAGAAUGAGUGCCAGGUGCUGAAGCUACUGAAUCACCCCAAUAUCAUUGAAUAUUACGAGAACUUCCUGGAAGACAAGGCUCUUAUGAUUGCUAUGGAGUAUGCACCAGGUGGCACCUUGGCAGAGUUUAUUCAUAAACGUUGCAACUCCCUGUUGGACGAAGACACCAUCCUGCACUUUUUUGUGCAGAUCCUACUGGCCCUUCAUCAUGUUCACACCAAACAGAUCCUGCACCGGGAUUUAAAGACUCAGAACAUUCUGUUGGACAAGCACCGCAUGAUCGUCAAGAUUGGAGACUUUGGCAUCUCAAAAAUCUUGAGCAGCAAGAGCAAAGCCUACACGGUUGUGGGGACUCCGUGCUACAUCUCCCCGGAGCUGUGUGAAGGGAAACCCUACAACCAGAAGAGCGAUAUCUGGGCGCUGGGCUGUGUGCUUUACGAACUUGCCAGUCUCAAGAGAGCCUUUGAAGCUGCAAACCUGCCUGCCUUGGUGCUAAAGAUCAUGAGUGGGACAUUUGCUCCCAUCUCAGACCGAUACAGCCCAGACCUGCGCCAGCUCAUCCUGAGCAUGCUCAACCUGGACCCUUCCAAACGGCCCCAGCUGAAUGAGAUCAUGGCCCAGGCCAUCUGCAUCAGGCCACUUCUGAACCUUUACACUGAUGUGGGCAGUGUCAAAAUGAGAAGGCCUGAGAAGCCAUUAGCUACAGUGCCACCAGUGACCCACAACAGAGCGGGAGGAAGAGUGACCAGUGCCAGACCCAGGGGUGUUCGAGUUCACUCAGCCAGGACUGGAAUCCCACCUCCCCUGUCUUCCAUCUACACCUGGGGCAGCGGAAUCACCACCCCGCUCCGCCUGCCCAUGCUCAACACAGAAGUGGUGCAGGUUUCUGCAGGGAGAACCCAGAAGGCCGGCAUCACUAAAUCAGGGAGGCUCAUCAUGUGGGAGGCUUCCCCAAUGGGUGCCACUGGAGGCCCCUCCCUCCCAGGGGCCACAGAGCAGCUCCAGCCUCAGUUUGUGUCCCGCUUCCUGGAAGGCCAGUCCGGAGUGACUAUCAAACAUGUGUCCUGUGGUGACCUCUUCACAACCUGCUUGACAGACAGGGGGAUAAUCAUGACUUUUGGCAGUGGCAGUAAUGGUUGUUUGGGGCAUGGAAACUUCACUGAUGUAACACAGCCUAAGAUCGUGGAGGCGCUGCUGGGCUACGAGAUUGUGCAAGUGGCAUGUGGCGCGUCUCAUGUGCUGGCCAUUUCCAAUGAACGGGAAGUGUUUGCCUGGGGCAGAGGGGACAAUGGUCGGCUUGGGCUGGGAACUCUGGACUCCCACAAUUCUCCCCAGCAGGUAGCUGUUCCGCCUGAACACGAGGCUCAGAAAGUCCUUUGUGGUAUUGACUCCUCCAUGGUCCUGACGGUGAAGAACCAGAUUCUUGCUUGUGGGAGCAACAGGUUUAACAAGCUGGGCCUGGAUAAGAUUGCGGAGCAGGGGGAGCCGGCCCUGGGGGAUCAGGUGGAAGAAGCUCCCACAUUCACGUGUGUCCAGUCAGGGCCCUUAAAUCAAGAGCCGGUGGUGUGUGCAGAUAUUGGAACAGCCCAUUCGGCUGCAGUCACAGCUUCUGGCCAGUGUUACACCUUUGGCAGCAACCAACACGGGCAGCUUGGCACCAGCACCUGCCAUACCAGCCGUGUGCCCUGCCUGGUUGUGGGACUCCAAGCGAUUAAGGUCACCAUGGUGGCUUGUGGCGAUGCCUUCACUGUGGCCAUUGGAGCAGAGGGAGAGGUGUACACCUGGGGGAAAGGAGCCCGCGGGCGCUUGGGAAGGAAGGAUGAGGAGACCAGGACUCCAAGGCCUGUGCAGCUGGAGGAGACCCACCCCUACCUGGUGACCUCUGUCGCCUGCUGCCAUGGGAACACACUGCUGGCAGUGAAACCUGCAGGGGAAGAGUCGGGCCCUCAGUGAGGAACGGGCUGAGAGGAGCGAACUGCACCGCCUCCAUAUGGACAUAGCCAGCUUCCUUCUGAUCUCCUGACCUGCAUGGCGCACAUAUCCUCCCCUGCCUGCCUCCAUGUUACUCAGGCCUGGAGGACGGGGCUCUGGAGUGCUGGGGCAACACCAUGGGCUGCAUUGGUGCUUGCCAGGAGCCGGAGAACACCUGAUCUAUAGAGAAUGGAAUGCACAGAACUGAUGCCCUUAUCGUUAAUACAGAGAUGUCAAGCCACUCAGAUCAACAGGGGUCACUGCAUGCUGGAACCUGAAGCCUCCCCCAGGACAUUGCCCCAUGGAGCAGCACCUGCUGGGACAGGCCACAUCUCUCCAUCAAGGAUGAAGGGUGAUCAUGACCUGUCUUGUAUUCAGAGGGCCCCACGCAAGUGAUUUCACUGUGGCAUUGCAUAUGUGAUUGCCACCAGCAAGAAGGGCCUCGGUUUAUUUUCACACUUCCGUGAAAACUGACUCUGAUUACAAAGCGUGGGCUGGCAGCUUGGUGUCGGAGGGAGCUGUCAGCGUUUGCACCGGAACGUCUGUUGUUAUGGCCCCAGGCACUAUGAUGGGUGACUAAGUGCAAAACUCUUUUACUUAAAGUCUGUUUAUUCCUGAAGAAUGUUUGGCCCAGUUGUUGACCGAGUUCAUUGCGUUUUCAAGCUACCAAAGUUCUGGGGCCAUGACCCACUUGGCCCUUCGCCAGCCGCCAGAACCAGCGAGAACAGUGAUCUUGUGUGUAGGCGGCUUGGCCCUGGGCUGUUCUUCCCAAGUGCCUACUUUAACUCUCCGAUCACAGCUUGACUUGGGUCCUUCGACUCUUAGUUCUGGAUGCCCCGGCUAAGGUUUGGUCUCAGAUCUCUAAAGCCUGCUAGUGAUGCAUCCGAUGAAGUGAGUUUUAGCCCAUGAAAGCUUAUGCCCAAAUAAAUUUGUUAGUCUCUAAGGUGCCACAAGUUCUCCUGUUCUUUUUGCAGAUACAGACUAACACGGCUGCUACUCUGAAACCUGCUAGUGAGCAGUUCACUGUCCAACAGCCUAGACCCCUGCUACUGAAAAUCACCAGUAUCGCGGCAAGCAGCUGUGAGUAACUGGAGUUCUGGCCUCGAUCUGACCAUGAGGAAGGAGGAGGCCCUCCCCGGGGCUCUUCCUGCCAGAGACUGGAGUUAUCUUUUGAUGUAACCAGAAGGAUCAUUCCCAUUUUUACUGACACCAGACUCUGGGCCAUUUGCUGAAGAGCUUUUGUCUCUGAGCUAUCUUAGCAGCCCUCCUUUUCACUCGACUAGGACACACUUGCCAGUCAGUUGUGUAUAAAGGCUGUGCUUUCACUCGCUGGUAGAUUCACUGGCUUAGUUAUUUCAUUGUGGAUCUUUGUUUGA